Molecule: messenger RNA, 772 nt
Organism: Bactrocera tryoni
Lineage: Eukaryota; Metazoa; Arthropoda; Insecta; Diptera; Tephritidae
Gene: Apf
Product: bis(5'-nucleosyl)-tetraphosphatase [asymmetrical]
Exons: 2
Coding region: 75-497 (140 amino acids)
Biological process (GO): ATP biosynthetic process; AMP biosynthetic process
Molecular function (GO): bis(5'-nucleosyl)-tetraphosphatase (asymmetrical) activity
Source: RefSeq, a predicted model, not a curated record
UUGUUUUCUUAUUUGCGUGCGGUCGAUCUGUAGUACGCCUUUUUGUUUAUUUCCUUGUAGUAUUUCUCAUUUUAAUGGCUAAAAGAGCUGCCGGUUUGGUGAUUUUUCGUAAAAUUGGCGAACAGAUUCAAUAUUUGUUGUUGCGCGCAUCUUACGGUGAUUUUCAUUGGAGUUCACCGAAAGGGCACGUCGAUCCGGGCGAAGAUGAUUUUACGACAGCUUUGCGAGAGACCAAAGAGGAAGCCGGGUAUUCCGAGGAAGACUUAAUUAUCUUUAGGGAUAAACCAAAGAUAUUGAAUUACAAUGUGAAGGGAAAAUCGAAAGUAGUUAUUUAUUGGUUAGCGCAAUUAAAAGACUCUAGCAAGGAACCAAUAUUAUCGGAAGAACAUAGUGAAAUGAAAUGGUUAACAAAAGACGCUGCAAAAGAAAUUGUUGGCUUUAAGGAUAAUCAGCAAAUGAUUGACGAAUUCCACGAAUACAUUCUUAGUUCUUCGUAAAUUAUUUUCAGCAAUUUUUUAUGUUCCAUUGUACAUGGUACAUUUAUAUGUUACUUAUCUAACUUAAUCCCAUUUCCUCAAUAUCUAGUUAAUAUUAUCCUUAUCCGUUGGUAGCUUAACAGGACGGAACCGUUUUCAACGAAUUGUGGUUAGCUUAUCUACAGAUAAAUUUAUUAUUGCGACAGACAAUGACAGAAAAGCCCUUAAAAUAUUGUAAUCAUUGCCUGUUCAAUAAAAGAUUUUGAUAAGUAAAUACUUGGAAAUAAUUAGACAAA